Penicillium alfredii is the source of this 1392-nucleotide messenger RNA. Its product is annotated as chitin deacetylase CDA6. Gene Ontology annotation, biological process: carbohydrate metabolic process. The record is from RefSeq and is a predicted model, not a curated record. The transcript has 2 exons. Lineage: Eukaryota; Fungi; Ascomycota; Eurotiomycetes; Eurotiales; Aspergillaceae. Gene Ontology annotation, molecular function: chitin binding; hydrolase activity, acting on carbon-nitrogen (but not peptide) bonds. The coding region runs from base 1 to 1392 and encodes 463 amino acids.
AUGCGUUUCCGUCCCAUCUUGAUGCUUUCCAGCAUCUUUUUGGCAAAGCUAGCGGUAGCAACGCCUUGCGAGACGAGCUCCAUUCAUACGGUGCCACUCAACCAAACCUCAUCGGUGGCCGAGGAUCUCGAGGCGGCGGAGAUUGAGUCUCGCGCUACUCCUCCGAACCUCGAUUACCGAUGCGGAGUCAAGUACGGCAAAUGCCCUAGUGGCACUUGUUGCUCCAGCUCAGGAUUCUGUGGCACGAGCAAGGCGCACUGCCGUUCUCCCGACUGCAAAAUCGAUUACGGCCACUGCGAUGCGCACAAAUCGCCCAAGGGCCCACCCACCAAGGACGUCGGCCGGCCUCACAUGGGCCAGGUACCCUAUGGCCCGCAGGAGGUCCGCUCGUGCGCUGUACCCGGAACUGUUGCUUUGACGUUCGAUGACGGUCCUACCCGCUACACUGGUGAUCUUCUUGAUUUGCUCGAUCGGUACGAUGCGAAGGCAACAUUCUUCAUCACUGGUAUCAAUAACGGCAAGGGGCAGAUCGACGACUUCGACUUGCCAUGGGCGUCUUUGAUCGAGCGCAUGCAGCUCAGCGGCCAUCAGAUUGCCAGCCACACCUGGUCGCACGAGGACCUCAGCAAGGUGACGCCUCUGCAACGCCAAGAUCAGAUAGAAAAGAACGAGGCUGCGCUACGCAAUAUCCUGGGCAGUUUUCCAACUUACAUGCGCCCGCCGUACUCGAGCUGUACCCGAGACUCGGCGUGUGGCACCGACCUCGGUCGAUUGGGCUAUCACAUCAUUUUGUAUGAUAUCGAUACAGACGACUACAAGAAUGAUGACCCGAAUCUCAUCCAGCGCUCCAAGGAUAUCUUCGAUCAAUCUCUAUCCACGGGCAGCCCAACCUCCCGGUCUUGGUUGGUGAUCGCUCACGAUGCCCAUGAACAAACUGUCCAUAACCUCACAGAGCACAUGCUGAAGACAAUGAAGAGGACUGGCUAUCGCCCGGUCACUGUCGGCGAAUGCCUUCGAGAUCCUCGUGAUUUGUGGUCCCGCCCUGACGACCGAAUGCCUUCGCGCAAGAAGAAAGGGCCCAAGAGUUCUGGCGAUCCUAAGCUUGUUUCCAUCGAUGGCACCUGCGGCAAGCACUAUACUUGCCUGGGCUCUCGCUUUGGACUAUGUUGUGGCAGCGUAAACCUCUGUGGAAACACCACUCAGCAUUGUGGGGUUGGUUGUCAAUCAGAUGCUGGGUAUUGUUCCGUGGAAGUUCCUCCUAACGGGGACGCAUGGGAUCCCAAAAUCCAGAGCAAGGGCCACAAGUCGGACGCGGAUUCAAUUCUUUACACUGUGGGAACUGCGGCAGUGACCUCGUUGUUUCUGGCGCUGAUUGUCGCAAUGUGGAUGUAA